Molecule: messenger RNA, 792 nt
Organism: Penicillium macrosclerotiorum
Lineage: Eukaryota; Fungi; Ascomycota; Eurotiomycetes; Eurotiales; Aspergillaceae
Exons: 2
Coding region: 1-792 (263 amino acids)
Source: RefSeq, a predicted model, not a curated record
AUGGCAUCAAAGAUUGUUCUGAUUACUGGUGGAAAUGGAGGAAUAGGCUACGAAGCUGUGAAGGCGCUCUAUGAGACAAAUAAGUCCUACCAUAUUUUUAUGGGCAGUCGGUCCAUGGAUAGGGCGAAGAAUGCCAUCGAGAAACUUCGCGCAGAAUGUCCCAACGCGACCAACACCGUCGAGCCCCUGCAGGUUGACCUCACCAACGACGAAUGUAUCGAGAAAGCGUUUGCACAGGUAGAAGCCGGGCCCGGAUACAUCGAUGUAUUGCUGAAUAAUGCGGGGGCUACAUUCGACAUUGAAUACCUGCGCGGCCGCGUCUCGCUGCGAGAUUGUUUCAACAACGCCUAUGAUGUAAACGUGGCCGGCACGCAUGUCAUGACGGCGACUUUCAUGCCGCUUCUGCUCAAGUCAACCGAUCCACGAUUAAUAUUUGUCUCUGGCCUAUCGGCUAUCAACCAGGCGGGCGAAAAAUACUUUCCAACUCCGCCCCAACCGGCAGGAUGGCCAAAGAGGAUUGACUUCGAGACAAUCGGAUAUCGAUGCAGCAAGACUGCAUUGAACAUGCUUAUGCUGGAUUGGAAUCACAAACUAAAGGAGGAUGGCGUUAAGGUCUGGUGUGUUGCGCCUGGGAUGCUAGCCACCAAUCUGGGCGGAAUGCCUGAAGAAGCGAAGAAGAUGGGCGCUAAACAUCCAAGCAUAGGAGGGCAGUUGUUAAAGACAGUUAUUGAAGGGGAGCGGGACGACUCAGUGGGGAAAAUCGUGAUACGGCAGGGGAUCCUGCCAUGGUAA